Molecule: messenger RNA, 1329 nt
Organism: Magallana angulata
Lineage: Eukaryota; Metazoa; Mollusca; Bivalvia; Ostreida; Ostreidae
Exons: 3
Coding region: 1-1329 (442 amino acids)
Molecular function (GO): zinc ion binding
Source: RefSeq, a predicted model, not a curated record
AUGGCACUCCAAGAAGUCAUUCAAGAGCCGAUUGGAAAGAGUAUUUGUAGCGAACAUGGAGAUAUACAGGACAUGUUCUGUAUGGAUUGUGAAGAGCAGAUUUGUCUGAUAUGUGGGCAACAAAAUCACAAAUCACAUGACUGGAACAGAAAGACAACAUUUUUAGAGCGCGUCAGAUCGGAGAUUGAAGAAGAAUGUAGCCUUGUCCGACAACAGAAGAUCCCUCUUCUUAAAGCAGAGAUUGAAAAAAUCAAAAACCUUAGAGAUGAAAAUGACAAACAUUUUCUAGCAAAAGUGGAAACCAUUUCACUAAACGCAGAACAUGUUGUGACGAUCUUGAAAAGAUUAUCGCGUGAUUUGAUGGGACAUUGCAAAUCAUUGCACGAACAGUUCGAAGAAAGACUUAACACACAACAAAAUGAAGGAGAAAGUUGUAUCGCACAGUUUGAAUGUUGUCUCAAAGACGUUGAUGAAAAGAGAAAACAUGUAGAUUUGAUCGCAUUAUUGCAGCUUAAAAAAGAAAUGAAGUCAAUACCUUACCCUGUAGAAAGUUCAGAAAUGAUACGCACUUAUAUAAAACGCCUGGAUCACAUUGAAUAUGUGGAAGGAUCUAUUGUUGAAACCCUUCUUCAUUCAUUUUUAGGAACUAUAUAUCAAUCCUACUCCAAUGUGACAGUUUCUAAAACAUAUGAAGCAAAGAAAGGAACAAACAUGAUCAAGUACAUAUCCCCAACGUCUGGACAUCAAGCCUGGUUUAGAGAAUUUCGAUCCCUUGAAAAUGUUUUGAUUGACAUUAAAACUGACACCACAGAGACUGAAAAUGCGGAAAAGACUUAUUCUGGUCCUAUUCCAGAUGAUUUGAUAACUUUACCAAAUGGUGUUAAUGUUUACACAUGGCAUACAGGUCAUUGCGUAAUGAAAGAGUCUUCUGCCAUGACCAGGGACAGUGUAAUGACCACCAAAAGAGAAGUAAAACUCGCAGAUUUAUCUCCCUUGUUCCCAGCUGGAAUCUGUGCCACCGUAGAGGGUCGGUUUCUUGUGUCUGCUAUAGAUACCACUGCUGAAAACGAACUUCUUUUCACUUGGAUGAUGCAUGGACAGAUGGUUGUUCUGUCCUCUUGUGGGAAAUUCAAGUUUAACUACAGAGGAACAGGUUCUGAAAAGGAUGAUUUUGAUCCAAGAGCUAUAUGUUGUGAUGCUGGGAACUUAAAUUUAUCUACCAGGGAUGCGGUACGAAGCAAUUGGAGUUUGAUCCAAGAGGUUUAUGUUGCGAUUCUGCCGGACAUAUUCUCCUAUGUGACUAUGGUACAAGGUCUGUGCAUCUUCUAG